Messenger RNA from Halichondria panicea, 1115 nucleotides. Its product is annotated as tetraspanin-9-like. Bases 253 to 987 code for a protein of 244 amino acids. NCBI's taxonomy places the organism in Eukaryota, Metazoa, Porifera, Demospongiae, Suberitida, Halichondriidae. Gene Ontology annotation, cellular component: plasma membrane. The record is from RefSeq and is a predicted model, not a curated record. The transcript is spliced from 6 exons.
UGCCUUGCACUGGGCAUUCUUGACCACUAAUUUAGUUGCUCCAGCUACUAAUUAUUGCAAUCGCCCCGAGAGGAAAGUAGUAGAUCUAGUAUAGCGCUUAUCAGUCAAGGAGAGUCUAACUCUACAGUACCAGUGCACAACUAGUCUAGGUAUAAUAUUAUAGCUGCAAGAAUUGUGCAAAGAGAGGGGCGUAGCUAUUUCCAGCUUCUGCCAAGUGUCAUAUUUUCCUUGCAAGACAGGACUUCGCUUGCCAUGGCAAGGCAAGGGUUGUUGAAUUGUGAAAACCUAAAGCUUGGGCUCACAAAGUGGGCUUUGAUUAUCUUUAAUGUGGCAUUUUGGUGCAUUGGUGUGGUGUCAUUGGGCAUUGGGAUCUGGCUGUACAUCACCAAGAAUGAGUAUGCUGUGUUGACUGAUGGGAGAUAUCUGCUAGGAUCUGCCUUCCUUGUUGCUAUUGGAUUUGGAGUGAUCAUAGUGGGAUUUCUGGGCAUCGUGGCAGUCGUUUGGGAGAGCAAUAUCGUGGCCUCAUUUUUUGGAAGUAUGAUUUUCCUUGCAUUUGGCAUGUACAUGGCAAUUGGUAUAUGGUCCCUCGCCAACCUGAGUCACGUUGAAGACACCACUGUAUCAGACCUUCAGGGAACUAUGACUGCAUAUGGGACUAAUCCAGCAUAUGCUGAAGGUUGGAACUCCAUGCAGGCCAAUCUCAUGUGCUGUGGAGUGAAUAGCUACACACAGUGGAGCACUGUCCUCCCAUCUCCAUCCUAUCCUGGAUCAUGCUGUAGUGAUGCAUUGAACUGCUACUCAAACACGGCUUCAAGAAGUGUCUACACAGAGGGUUGUCUUAACAGUUUGGUGGAAUAUGAGAAGGAACAACUGAACGUGAUGGGCCCCAUUGCACUGGCAUUUGGGUUUUUUCAAAUCAUUGGCCUUCUCAUCAGCAUACUGUUCUGUAUCACAGUACGAAGUACCAAAGCUUCCUAUUACACAUAAUGAAUGAACAAGCUAGAAUAUAGUUGCAUGCAUGUUAUUGUAUGAUACUCUUAGAAGGAAAGACACUUCCACGUUCAUGUUUUUACUCAUAUAUAAAAUACAACAAUCAAUUAUAGAGAGUGUGAAAA